AUAACCAUCAGUCCAUGAUCUGCUGCUCCGCCUUGCACACAGACUGAAAAUUAGCGCCACUUCUUUCUCUCUCCACACUGUAUGAGCGUCUGAGACAGGCUCUGCUACGUUGCCAUGGUGACUUGUUCCCAUUGUGCUCUUGGAGGCUAAAUUCAUUUGGAAUGGUGCUCAGAUUGUAAGCUCUGAUGUGUAGCAGCAGGAGGCUCAAAGCGUGGUGCUACGGGUGCCUCCCUGACCCAAGGAGAGUGGGUGGAGGGUAAGUCUACAUAAACACACCUUUAUCUGCUGCAUCCAGACUGAACUACUGAGAGGAUGUGAGACUGUGUCCCUCUGUAGCUCGGUCCUUUUUAUUGUCUCGUUUUGUGUUGUUUUCUCCUAGUAUGGUGCUGCUCAGUUUUGGUUAGAAGUCAUUACUUCAGCACCAUCAGAACUGUCUCCUAAAGCUGAUCCAGCUGUAGGAGCAGAGCUCCAGCUCUCCGGAGAAGAAGACUUUAGGAGGACGGCUGCUGUCGGCCAAGGAAACUAAUUUACUUUCAGUUUAGCCUUGGAACAGCCAUAAAUGGUAAAUGACCUGUAUUUGUAUAGCACCUUCUUAGGGUGCUACAGCCCCCCAAAGCACUUUACAACACAAUCAGUUAUUCACACGCUGGUGGUGAUGAGCUACAGUGUAGCCACAGCUGCCCUGAGGCUAAAUUACAGAGGCGAGUCUGCUGAACACUGGUGCCACCGGCCCCUCCGACCACCACCAGCAGGCAAGGUGUAUUAAGUGUCUUGCCCAAAGACAUAAUAGCAGAGUUCUCUGGUCAGAGCCAGGAUCGAACCUUCAACCUUUCAAUUACUGGACAACCUGCUCUACCUUCUGAGCUGCUGCUGUCCCAUAAAUAAAGAAUGGUCCCUAAAAAUCCUCCCAGAGACACUCCAUCCAUCUAACAACACGUAGGUGAUGAACAAUGUCUUCACCGGCAUGAAGGAGCACCGGGCCAGAUGAUUUGAUUAGUCUGAUGUUGGAGAAAGUACAUCGCCAAACUGGCCCAGGAACGCCUUGAGGUCCGACCGGAGGAGCUGGUGGAGGUGGCCGGGGAGAGAACAGUCUGGAACUCUCUAGCUGGGAUACUGCCGUCGUGACCCGGACCGGCGGAAGAAGACGAGACGAGAAGUUUCAAAGGUUUUUAUCACCGGUUACAUGGCGCUCAUCCAAAGAGACAUUAUCUUCAGUGUUGGUCCUUCUAGGCCUUUGUAGUCCACCCAGGCCAGCUGCCAACCAGCUUCUGGUUGGAUGGAACUCCAUCACAGCAAAGGCAGAAAUACAGACACUUGUAAUGUGUGCAAACUGGGCUUUCAACAUGCUGGAAAGGACAGCUCCAUGAUUUGCUGCCUUCAAACAAGCUACUUUCGCUGUCUGCUUUUCCCUUCGGGCAUCAACAAAGCCAUAGCUGUCAAGUAUCCCGUUUAGACCGGGAAACUACCGUGUUUUACCCUGCUUUCCCGCCGUCCUCCCGUAUUAUUAUUUUCCCGUAAAUUUCCCGUUGUCAUGGUCUGUGUCUGCGUCUUUCCCCAUGUGUCUCCUGAUGUCCUCCAUCCCUCUUUAGAUUCCCCUUUUGUGUCUCAUAGCGCCCUCAUGUGUCCUUUGUCUGCGUCUCAUUUAUGUGCCUUCUGUUUGUAGCCUUUCAGGUCAUCCCCAGCCCCUCCAGUUGUAGCUCCAGCCUUUUUGUCCCCAGCUCGGUGUGUGUGUGUGUGUGUGUGUGUGUGUGUGUGUGUGUGUGUGUGUGUGUGUGUGUGUGUGUGUGUGUGUGUGUGUGUGUGUGUGUGUGUGUGUGUGUGUGUGUGUGUGUGUGUGUGUGUGUGUUCUUCUCCAGUCAGGUCCGGUGUCCUCCCCUGCUCCUUCCUGCUCCUCCUCCCUGAUUAGGUAUUGCCUUCACCUGGUUCUCCCCCCACACACCUGCAGCUCAUCUGCCUCCCAUUAUGCCCCGGUCUAUAAAGCCCUGUCUGUUUCUCAUUGUCUUGUCGGUUUAUUGUUGUUUGUCAGCGUGAUUUAUUCUGUCAGUCUGCCCGUUCCUCUGGUGUUUUUGGAUCUCCUGAUCAUUUCCUGAUUUUUGGAUUUAUUUUUAUUUUUUGACUCAUCCUACAAUAAAAGGAUUUUUUUACAGUAUAUCAACUCCUGCCCGUAUCAUCCUGGGUAUCUGCAUUUUGGGUCCAAACAGUCCUCUCUACGUGACAACCGUAUUUUAAAAAUUCCUCUGCCUCUCUAAAAUUAUCUGUAGCCUCGCGAGAACUGCCCCUACAGUUGUCGCGGGAUUUGUGCAGACAGCGGCAACAUAACAGGAACAACAAACGAGAGCGAUGGAUGCAAGUGAAGAAGGCAUUCCUGACAAAAAAUCAAAGAAGUCGUGUAAAUAUCUGGAAAAAUGGGACAGCAGGAUGGGACUAAGUCACGCAUUUUUUAAGAUUUGCAGUUGUGACUUUAGUGUCUCCCACGGGGGAAGGAAUGAUGUCAGUCAUCAUGAGAAAUCAACCAAGCACAAGCGCUGGCUAGAGGCACAGAAACAUGCCCAGACGAUGUCGGCAUUUGUGACUAGGAAUACCACAGAGGCUGACCAGGUCAUGAAUGCGGAGGUUAAAAUGGCAAUGCUGUGUGCCAGAAACAAUGCUUCUAUCACCUUCUGUGACGACUUCCACAAGUGUGUAGCUGAGAUGUUCCCGGACUCUGCUAUUGCACGAAAACAUUCUGCGGGAAAAACCAAAUCUACGCAACUCAUCAAAGGUGCCAUAGCAGCAGAGCUAGAUGAUGAGUUGGCCAGAACAUGCCGAUCGCAGCCCUUUUCAUUGAUGUGUGACGAGUCGAACAACAGAAGAACGGACGAAGAAUUCGUCAUCCUGACCAGACUCUACGAUGAGGCCACUCUGCAGGUCGCUACAAAAUUCAUGGAGAUGCCCAUAUGCAAUGUGGGAAAUGCAGAAAAUCUGUAUGAAAAGCUGAGUGAAGCAUUAAGAAAAAGAGGCAUCCCAUGGGAGAACCUGAUAGCCUUUGCCUCUGACAACGCCAGUGUCAUGAAAGGCAGACACAACUCUGUUACCAGCAGACUGAAGACCAGCCAGCCCCACGUCCAGGACCUUGGCUGCAUCUGCCACCUAGCACAACUGGCCUCUGGCUGUGCCAUCCAAGCAGCACAGGUACCAGUGGAAGACUUCCUGGUUGGGAUAGACACCCACUUUGAUAAAAGUGCAAAAAGAUGUGAAAUCUAUAAAGAAUUUGUAGAUUUUACCGAUUCAGACCACCUGCAGCUCCUCAGGUACUGCAGCGACCGACGGCUGAGUCUGUUAACCUGUGUCCAGAGAGAGUUGAACCAGUGGGACGCACUGCAGUCAUGAGGAGGUGGAGAGGAGCGCCAAAACACAUGAUUUAGCCAGCCAUCCAGUCAUGAAGAUGUACCUCAUGUUCCUGACUGCUGCCCUUAAACCUUAAACCUGAUUUUAAUAUCGCCUUCCAGUCAGAGGGAGUACAGAUUCACAGACUGGAAGAGGAGACGUGCAGGCUGAUCAGGAGGAUCCGGGGCUACCUCAUACCAGCCAGGGCCACCGUAGGUAUACCUCUCAGCGAGGUGGAGUAUGGACAAGGACAUCAGUUGGCUGAUGAGGAGCAGACACAAGGCCUUCAUGAAGAACGUAGAGCUUCCCAUGUCCACUGAGCAGAACAUCUUCCAAUCUGUGAGAAGGUUCUACGAAGCAGCGCUUCAGAAGAUGUUCUCCUCCUUUCCCCUGGACCAUCCACUCCUGAGGGACUUGAACGUGCUGGACCCUGCUGCUCGCAGGGGCAGUGGAAAGGCUGGGGGCCAUGUUCCCUCAGUGGAGCUCGAGUGAAGAUGGGCUGAGAGAGGAACUCGUUGACUACCAGGUGACAGAUAGCAAGCAACUCCCCCAAGAAGACCACAGUGACAGACUCUGGGGCCUGCUAGGGACGGAUGGGAGGUUCAGUGAGCAGCCGAGGUUAAUGAAGGCUGUACUCUGCCUUCCCCACAGCAACGCCAGUUCUGAAGGGGUGUUUAGUGUGGUGAGAGCGAUCGUUACAGAGAACAGGACGACAUUAGACACCAGCACCGUUUGUGCUUUACUGUCACGUAAAAUCAACCCGGCCUACAAACACACUCCUUCCAAAAGGUGUUAAAGAACCUGCAGCACGUGUGUGUGAGCAGUCAUGAGAGAAUGUCAGAGCGCCACGUGAGUGAACAAGAUACAUGUAAACAAAAUAAAAUGUACAUGUUUACGUUAAAGACCAGCAAUGUGAAAUAAACAGGAAGUGAUGUGUUGACUUGUUUAUAAACUGAAAAAUGUAAAAUCAGUAAAGAUGCUUCAUUUCCCCGUUUGUGUUUGCAUUCAGGCUGUUCAACCAGACUGUUCACAGCCUCUCAACGCCAACACAGGCAGCCGAUCAGCUUCUGAUCACCGUGGUUGAGAAGUGUUGUUUAGAUGUUUGCACACCUGUCCUACGACGUGAGAGACGCUAGCGCUCGGCUGUGGCGGCGGCUUGGCUCGCUGCCGGUGUCGUAAAUGUUCCCUUAUGUUCAAAUCCAAGAACAAAGCCUCCACCCGUACACCAGCCUUCGUGUGCGGGUGCUGUGUGUUCAUUCAUGAGGUAAAAAUGAAUUUAACUGGUUUUAGCAAACGGCUGUAUUGUGACAGAGUGAAGAAUUCAUGAGGGUCUGAUUACUUACUGAACUCAAUGCAUUCACACCUUCACAAGAGACCAGGAUGGAUCAGUGCGGUUGUCACCAGGACAGAUGGAUGGAUGCUUGUGGGACGUCUCCAACACAAGUGGGAGAGUCAGCAGAAAACAGAAAUGCAGUUUAAAAAGUGAAGAAAUAAAAAUGGCGACCCAGCUCUGCAGACUCCUGAGCUGAUGGACGUCGUCGUCGUAAAGCCGCAGUCUCUCCAGGAGACAAGUCCCUCUGGACUUCCUGUUUGGUAGGACUCUAGAGGGCGCUAUAUCAAAUACAGGCCAUUUACCAUUCCUUGCCUUCGUCCAAGACAUGCCAGCAAACGGAAGCGUGUGUAACGAUUAGGCAGACAUCCUGGGUUCUGCUCUAUCAGCUGCUGUAACCAAUCAUUGAUCAGACUAGAGAUGGAAAGAAACCAAAGAGUCAAACAGAGAAACACCAUUGAUCAAAGGCAGCAGGAGAUCAGAACUUCUGAGCAGCAGUAGAUAAACCCGAUGGACGAGCCACGCAGGUCCGGUCUGACGGGACGGAGCUGGAGGUCAUCACCUCCACAGGAAACCAGCAGCUGGACCGUCUCUCAUCUCAGACCAACCUAAAAAUGAAGAGAAAGUUCUGAUUGGCUGUUCCAGACUGGUUCUCCUGGACAUCACCUGGCCCAGAACUCUGGGUCUGCCUUGCUUUGGUCCGUUUCUUGUUCUGUUACUAGUCUGCUUGUUUGAAGUGUACGGGUCUCUGAAACAACCUUGUCUCACUACGAGUCGGUCCUUCCGGCGGGUUCAUGUCUCAGUAGGAGCUGCACAACAAACAGAACCAAGACGGGAAAUGAGAACGGAUCCCAGCUGAAGACGAGAUGUCCCAGACCAGAGCCAGGACUCGGGAUGUGGUCGUGUUAAUGUGAACGACUCUGUAAUGAGUCACAGGUCUGCUGCAGUAGCUUGUUUAGCUUUUAUUUAAAUCACCACAUCAGGAUCCACU
This is a messenger RNA of Nothobranchius furzeri (turquoise killifish), 5687 nucleotides long. RefSeq lists its product as uncharacterized. Lineage: Eukaryota; Metazoa; Chordata; Actinopteri; Cyprinodontiformes; Nothobranchiidae. The record is from RefSeq and is a predicted model, not a curated record.